Molecule: messenger RNA, 2629 nt
Organism: Olea europaea var. sylvestris
Lineage: Eukaryota; Viridiplantae; Streptophyta; Magnoliopsida; Lamiales; Oleaceae
Product: zinc finger protein 283-like
Exons: 1
Coding region: 688-2142 (484 amino acids)
Source: RefSeq, a predicted model, not a curated record
UUCCCCCUCUCUCUCUCCCCAGCGUGUAUUUUACCACCAAUCACUCGCCCCCAUCGAGCAAAUCUUUAAAUUCCCACGUCAAUAUACUCUUUUUCAAGCACAAAAAGUCUAUAUAAAAUACAAAUCAUGGAAUUACUUUCUCAUUUCCAGUGAGCAAAAUAAGCUGUGAUGACUAGUCCGCGUGUCAUUUCUUUGCUUCCAUGCAAGGCUUCCUUUCUUCUACCAUAAGCCCAAAGGCCAAAGCCACCAUCAGGAUUCAAGAUUUUAGAGAGAGAGAGAGGGAGAGAAAGAGUCCGUGUGUGUGUGUGUGUGUGUGUGUGAGAGAGAGAGAGAGAAUUCAGUAUGUGUCCUGUUUUAUCGGAGCAUAUAUCACUGCCAAACAGUCCUUUAGCUCUUCAUUUAGAUAUUUCAUUUUCUUUGGGCAAAUGAAGAGUUUAAUGGAGACUAGACCACUCUUGAUGGGAGGUUCCUUUUUACAAACUUUUCAGUUACCAGAUCUUGUUCUUGCUAAUCCAUAAUGGGGGUUUUUCCUGAUCUGAUUUUCAAGCGAUCCUCUGUUUCAUAGGAUUCUUGGGCUUUUUUUUUUUUUUCUUAAUGAGAUAUUGGAUUCAGCAUAAUCAUUUUUAGAAAAAUUGACUUUUUUUUUUUUUUUUUUAAUUUGAUCGUCUGGGUUUUUUUGCUUUAGCAAUGGAAGCAGUGCAAGAACAGAGGCAUGUGUGCAAAAUAUGUGGCAAGGGUUGCUGGAGUGGUAAGUCAUUGGGAGGUCAUAUGAGGGUUCAUUCAGCCUUGAUUUCAGCAAUGAAAAAAGAAGCAGCUGAAGUGAAAUUCGACUACCAAAUGGUUUCAGAUGGGCGCGAUGAUCAAGAGGGUAGGUUUCAAUACUCCAAUAAUCAAUCAAACAGUACUUAUUUGGAUCAAGAGAAGAUCAAGAAUUGUGGGAGCAAUAUGGGUGAUGAUGAUCCGAAAGCUAGCUACGAAUUAAGGGAGAACCCAAAGAAAUCUUGCAGGAAUUUUGAUGCCAAACAUGGAGAUACGACAAGGAAUGGAACUUGUAAAGACUGUGGCAAAGUGUUUCCCUCUUUGAGAGCUCUGUCUGGUCAUAUGAGAUGUCAUUCGAUCAAGAAAAGCUCAUCGAAUCAGAAUCACUGUAAGGAAUGUGGGAAAGGGUUUGAUUCAAUGAGAGCUCUGUUUGGUCAUAUGAAGAGUCACUCCAACAAAUCAAGAAGAGUCCCUGAUGAAUCUGCUGAGAGUUCAUCAGACUUGGAUAAUUUGUGUGACCUUCGAAAAAAGCGCUCUAGGAUAAUAUGUAAGAUCGAUCCUUCUCCCUCUUCUAGUGUAGUUGAUUUUGGGGAAGUAGAAGAGGUGGCUCUGUGUUUGAUAAUGUUGUCUAGGGGUGUGAAGAAUUGGGAUAGGUCUAAAUCAGGUACAGAAUCAUCUGGUUUUGAUUCUGCAUUUUUUGGAGAUGAAUCAGUUUGUAAAGAUAAAGGAAUUGAUGUCAAUGGUGGUGAAGAUCCAUCAUUUGAUGGCAAUAAGGUGUGGAAGAUGGGUAAAUUAGUAGGAAAGUUCGAUUCUCGCAUUCUUGGCUCUGGAAAUGCUUGUUCUGAUAAGCAUGUGCCUUGUUCUGAUGAUUUGAAUUCAGGUUUCUCUAGUGGAAAUGAGAUGAAGGUUAAUUCGGAAAUUUCUGAUGGUCUGUUGAAAUCUAGUUGUUGUGACAAAGCAUUAGUUGGUGGCCAUGAUUCAGAGUUUGGAAAGUAUCUUUCUGAAAAUGCUCACAGUGAUCCUAAAAUGUUAAUAGAUUUUGACGAGAAGUUUGACUUAAAAAUGGUUGGUAGUAGCUCUUCAGUCGAGGUGGAUAUUUGCUCGCUAUCUGUUGCUGAAGCUAACUCCAAGAUUGAAUGCAAUGGUAUUGCAAGUUUUGAAUGUUCAAUAUGCUUGAGGGUCUUUUCAUCUGGCCAGGCUUUGGGUGGUCACAAGAGGGUUCAUUACGGUGGAUUAACCGAAAACAAAACCAAUAAACCUGUGGCAAUGGACGGCGAUUUUGAUCUUAACGUACCUAUCAGUAUUGCUGAAGGCGAAAAGGAAGGUGUUGGGGUUGACCAAUGGUGGUACGAGACUAGGCAGGAGCCAAUGAUCGAUGAUUGAGACACCAACUUGAUCCACAUUUACCAUGAAGUGAUGCAUUUAUAAACUGAUUCAGUCGAUCAAGAUUCAAUUCAGAUUUUAGGAUACAUCUUUUGAAUUUUAUCUUCAGUUUGCAGAUAUUCCAGUUUCCAUGUUUUGUCUAGUACCAAUUCCAGCAGAGAUUGAGUGAACUGUUGCAUUUUUUUAUUUUGAGACAUCGUGGAACAGAAGUAAUGCUUUCUGCUUUUGCUUUAUGUUCAUUAAUUUUUCCGGAAAUCACUUGCUCUUAUUCAAAUUGAAUCUUCUCUCUUCAUAUCAAGCUAUAUAGGAUCGCACGUUUUGUACUUAGUACUACUCAACUCGACUAUAUAAGGUCCUUGACUAUACUACAUCAAAGGGUUGUCGAGAGUCAUCGAGUCUGUUCAGUUGGAAGGGGUCAUGAUUGAUGUUCCUCAAACCUAUAUAUAAAAAUGCAGAGGAAGGUGGUUAUUUAGUCACCUACCUUAUA